Messenger RNA from Jaculus jaculus (lesser Egyptian jerboa), 6404 nucleotides. It is a transcript of the gene Tut7, whose product is annotated as terminal uridylyl transferase 7. NCBI's taxonomy places the organism in Eukaryota, Metazoa, Chordata, Mammalia, Rodentia, Dipodidae. The record is from RefSeq and is a predicted model, not a curated record. The coding region runs from base 189 to 4814 and encodes 1541 amino acids. Gene Ontology annotation, molecular function: zinc ion binding; nucleic acid binding; RNA uridylyltransferase activity. The transcript has 29 exons.
AGGGAGCCGGGCCGGGACAGGAAGAGGCGGGGGACCGCGGCGGAGGUGGUGAGUCCUCCGGGCGGCUUCUCGUCGCGCCCCUCCCGGACUCGCCUCCGGGCUGGGUCUCCGGUGAGUUCCCAGGUCUCCGGAGGAGAGAUCGGGCCUGGGCCCGGAGGUGCAGAGUAAGAAAAUUGAAGUCAAAGACCAUGGGAGAUGCAGCAAAACCUUACUUUGUGAAGCGUUCUAAAGACCGGGGAAUUAUUGAUGAUGAUGAUUUCAGAAGGGGUCAUCCCCAACAAGAUUAUUUAAUAAUGGAUGACUAUGGGAAAGGCCAUAGCAGCAAAAUGGAAAAAGGCCUUCCCAAAAAAAAGAUAGCACCUGGGAACUAUGGGAAUACCCCUAGAAAAGGACCAUAUGCUGUUUCCAGCAACCCUUAUGCAUUUAAAAACCCAAUAUACAGCCAGUCUGCUUGGAUGAAUGACAACCACAGGGAUCAAAGUAAGAGGUGGCUGCCUGAUGAACUUACUGGGAAUCCAGAUCACUGGAGAGAAUUCAAACCUGGACCUAGGAUUCCUAUUGUAAGUCGGCCAAGAAAAGAAUCAUUUCAAGAAAGUGAAGAUGGUUAUAGGUGGCAAGAAGGAAGAGGCUGCAGAACUGUCAGACGACUCUUCCAUAAAGACCUAACCAGCCUAGAAACCAUGUCAGAAAUGGAGGCAGGAAGUCCUGAAAAUAAGAAACCACGGUCCAGACCUAGGAAGCCUCGGAAGACUAAAAAUGAAGAAAGUGAGCAGGAUGGAGAGUUGGAAGGACCUGUGAUUGACGAGUCUGCACUUUCAGCGGAGGAGCUGUUGGGCUUAUGGCAGGCUGAGGAGCGGCUGAAGAGAGACUGCAUUGACAGGCUGAAAAGGCGACCACGAAACUGCCCUACAGCAAAGUACACCUGCAGACUCUGUGAUGUUUUGAUUGAGUCCAUCGCAUUUGCUCAUAAGCAUAUCAAAGAGAAGAGGCACAAAAAGAACAUCAAGGAGAAGCAGGAGGAAGAGUUGCUCACUACGUUACCCCCGCCAUCACCCUCCCAGAUAAUUGCAAUUGGCAAUGCCAUUGACAAAGUGGUACAGGAGUUUGGUUUACACAAUGAGAACUUGGAUCAGAGGCUAGAAAUUAAACAUAUCAUGGAAAAUGUGUUCCAGCACAAGUUACCAGAUUGUUCUCUAAGGUUAUAUGGAUCUUCCUGUAGCAGAUUGGGCUUCAAAAGUUCGGAUGUAAACAUUGACAUUCAAUUUCCAGCUAUUAUGUCUCAGCCAGACGUCCUCUUGCUUGUUCAAGAAUGUUUAAAGAACAGUGACUCCUUUAUUGAUGUUGAUGCAGAUUUCCAUGCAAGGGUGCCAGUGGUGGUGUGCAAAGAAAAGCAGAGUGGUCUUCUUUGUAAAGUGAGUGCAGGAAAUGAAAAUGCUUGUCUGACAACAAAGCACUUAACUGCCCUUGGAAAACUUGAACCAAAGCUGGUUCCUUUGGUGAUUGCAUUUAGAUACUGGGCUAAGCUUUGCAGUAUAGAUCGCCCUGAAGAAGGAGGCCUACCACCUUAUGUGUUUGCCCUGAUGGCCAUUUUUUUUCUUCAACAAAGGAAAGAACCUCUUUUGCCAGUUUAUCUAGGAUCAUGGAUUGAAGAAUUCUCACUAAGUAAAUUAGGAAAUUUCAAUCUGAAAGACAUUGAGAAGGACUCUGUGGUCUGGGAGUACACUGCCAAUGGCACAGGCGACAUGAACACCACACAAGAAGAAGCACCAAGAGAAAUGCCAGUGCGGAGGGGACAGGUGCCGUUGAUUCUUAAUGUAAAAAACCAGCCUUCAGUACCAGUUGGGCAGCUGUGGGUGGAAUUGCUACGCUUCUAUGCUUUAGAGUUCAAUUUGGCUGAUUUAGUGAUAAGUAUUCGUGUCAAAGAACCGAUAUCCCGAGAAUCAAAGGAUUGGCCCAAAAAGCGAAUUGCCAUUGAAGAUCCCUACUCUGUUAAAAGAAAUGUGGCAAGGACCCUAAAUAGUCAACCUGUAUUUGAAUAUAUACUUCAUUGUUUAAGAACAACAUAUAAAUAUUUUGCUCUUCCACACAAUGUUUCAAAAUCCAGCCUUCCAAAGCCUCCAAGCUCAAUUACAUCUAUUUCAGAUCAUUCUAAAGAGGCAAUAAAUCAUGAUCCAGGCAUCCAGACAGAAGAUAAUAAUAAACUUAUAAAUUCAGAUUUGGCUCAGGGUCCUGGUGCUACUACCACUUCAACUGAAAAUACUUGCAAGGCACAGCCACUUACUCUUAAAGAGACUGCUGAACAUUCUGGAAGCCCAGCAGAGGAGAAAGUGGGCUGCAUGCACAUCAGUGUCCAGCUGGAAAACGUAGGCUGUGUCCAGGCACAAGUCAGUUGUAAGGAUUAUGAGGAUAAUGCGAUACUACAUCAAGAAACAGGAAGUAAGAACAAGAACAUCAGACAGGAGGGCAACCAUCCUUUGGCCACUGAUGAUCAAGGUUUAAGCAGAAGCAAGCACCUAGAACUUAAAACCUGCAGCCUCACACGUAAUUAUGAAAGCACUCUGGAACUAGUAGGCCUCCAGAAUCCUACAGCUAAAGAGUGUGAUGAAUUUGUCAUUUUAUAUGACAAGGAAGAUACUAAUGAGGAAAGUCUGGAGGGUGCCAGUGAACUGGAAGACUCUCUAGACCACUUUUCCCCUUUAGUCCAUGGCCAGACAUCAGCCAUCAUUCACUUGGAUGAAGAAGAGGAAAAGCAGGAGAAGGAAGAACCCAAGCUCAGCAUUAACCAAAUAGAGGAUGAGGACAGCAUUGUUAAUGAGGAGGAGUUAGAUAACACCUAUACUGGGUCAGGGGAUGAGGAUGUCCUCUCUGAAGAGGAGGAUGAAUUAGUUAGCCCUGCCAAGUGUGAAGAUUUGAAAGAAUGUGGAACACAUGUAGAUGGAGCUCUGCUAACAGACCUGAAUAAGAUAAGUCUUAAGGAAGAAAGUGUAUCAGAGGAAAAUUCACCUGGGGAUCAGCCUGAUUUCUUCUACAAAUUUACUAAACUUCUCUUCACCAAAGGCAAGUCUCCCACUGUUGUAUGCAGCUUAUGCAAGCGGGAUGGUCAUCUAAAGAAGGACUGUCCUGAGGACUUCAAGCGAAUCCAGCUGGAGCCUUUGCCACCACUAACACCCAAGUUUUCAGCUAUCUUAGAUCAAGUUUGCAUCCAGUGUUACCAAGACUUUUCUCCAACUAUUUUAGAAGAUCAAGCUCGUGAACAUAUUCGACAAAAUCUAGAAAGCUUCAUAAAACAGGACUUUCCAGGAACUAAAUUGAGCUUGUUUGGCUCCUCGAAAAAUGGAUUUGGGUUCAAGCAAAGUGAUCUUGAUGUUUGUAUGACAAUUAAUGGACAUGAAACUGCUGAGGGGUUGGACUGUGUAAGAACUAUUGAAGAACUGGCAAGAGUCCUUAGAAAACAUUCAGGUUUGAGAAACAUCCUACCUAUAACAACAGCAAAAGUGCCAAUUGUGAAGUUCUUCCAUUUAAGAAGUGGUCUAGAAGUGGAUAUCAGUUUGUAUAAUACAUUGGCCCUUCAUAACACAAGGCUUUUAGCUGCUUACUCAGCUAUUGAUCCCAGAGUGAAAUACUUGUGCUAUACCAUGAAAGUAUUUACAAAGAUGUGUGAUAUUGGUGAUGCAUCUCGAGGCAGCUUAUCAUCAUAUGCAUAUACUCUGAUGGUGCUUUAUUUCCUUCAGCAGAGGAACCCCCCCGUCAUUCCUGUCCUUCAAGAGAUAUACAAAGGUGAAAAGAAACCUGAAAUAUUUGUUGAUGGCUGGAAUAUUUAUUUUUUUGAUCAAAUAGAUGAACUGCCCACCUAUUGGUCCGAAUAUGGAAAAAAUACAGAAUCUGUUGGGCAGCUAUGGCUGGGACUUCUUCGUUUCUACACAGAAGAAUUUGAUUUUAAAGAACAUGUCAUUAGCAUCAGAAGAAAAAGUCUGCUUACAACUUUUAAGAAACAGUGGACUUCAAAAUACAUUGUUAUUGAAGACCCCUUUGAUUUGAAUCAUAAUCUUGGAGCUGGAUUAUCAAGGAAAAUGACAAAUUUUAUAAUGAAAGCUUUUAUCAAUGGUAGAAGAGUUUUUGGAAUUCCAGUCAAAGGAUUUCCAAAAGACUACCCCUCAAAAAUGGGCUAUUUUUUUGAUCCAGAUGUGCUAACUGAAGGAGAACUGGCCCCAAAUGACAGAUGUUGCCGAAUAUGUGGGAAAAUUGGACACUUUAUGAAGGACUGUCCCAUGAGGAGAAAAGUGAGGCGACGGCGAGAUCAGGAAGAUGCCCUAAACCAAAGAUACCCUGAGAACAAGGAAAAAAGAAGCAAAGAAGACAAAGAAAUUCAAAACAAGUUCACAGAAAGGGAGGUAUCAACAAAAGAAGAUAUGGCUGUGCAGUGCGCAGCUCUGAGAGCAAGGCCCGGGAGGGCCCCUGUCAACCUGGGGGCAGAGAAGAGUCUCAGGACCCCAGUGGAAAAAUGGAAGAGGCAGGAUGACAGAGACUUAAGAGAGAAACGAUGUUUCAUCUGUGGAAGAGAAGGACAUAUUAAAAAGGAAUGCCCACAGUUUAAAGGCUCUCCAGGUAUGUCUAAGUCUAAUUGUGAGCCUGGAUCCCCUUUCCCACCUACCCCUUUGAGACCCGGUGGUACCUUUGUUCAGGCAGUGUUUUUACAUGAAGACAUAAAGAAACAAAAAACAACCAUAUUUUUGAGUCCCCAGUCAGGUAGCCUUUCCAGUAAAUAUAUGACUCAGGGAAAAGCCUCAGCGAAGAGGACCCAGCAGGAAUCAUGAGGGAAGGAUAUGCGGCUCUCUAAUGGCCACUCAGGCGUCCCUGUCACUUGGAAAAUUAGGUUCAUUUCACAAGACAUAGCUCAGGCUUCAACUUAAUAGUCAAGGGAAAUGUCGGAAUUUUUAAAAACUUUAAUGAAAUUUGUUAAUGAGGAAAAAAAUUUUAAUGCAAUCUUAUAUGCCAUAAAUCCCGAGAGAUUUAAGGAUUUUAAUAAAAAGCCAUGAUGCAUUUAAACUGAGUUAAAAGAAAAGAAAAAAAAAAGACCUAACUGUGGGCCAGUAUAUAGCUUCAUGGUUUUUACCCAAAGUAAAUUAACAGCCCUUCCCUACAAAUUUCUCUGUUUUUAAUUGUUUUCUGAUACCUUGUGUGGAAGCAUAUCAGAUAUGUAUGGACUGCUCCUGCUGUACUUAGGAUUUACAUAGAUGCUUUUAUUGUUCUGUGUAGCAGUGAUAAAAUGAACGUGAGUACCUAUUUAUGUGAGCCUCAGUGACCUCUCCAAAUCACUGAGACCUGCUCUAAUCUCAAGUCAGUUGACAUAGAACUACUAUGCUCAUAAAAAGAAGUCAAGUCAAGAUAACAAGUAGUCCUGUUUUCCAGUUUAAGAAAAAAAAAAAAACAUUUUCAAGGGGAAAAUAACAGAGUAGAAUUGCUUUUUACUUUUUAUCAUACUGAGAAAUUAGGGUGGAGAGCUUUUACAAACCUCUGAAGAACAAAGAGUCUGUCUCUGCCAGUCACAGGUUUGAUUGGCAUCCUUCUGGGUCUGACUGGAGCCCUCACUGAACUGUUCCUCUAACCUCACAAGCCUUUCUGAAGUAGAACAUAGCCAGAACUAUGCCUUGGUUUAUUUAUCAUUUUGAAAUAAAAUCAAACUUUUCAACCUGUAAUUUUAUUCACAUCAUUUUUUUAGUUAGAGUCCAAAUUUGAUGAAGAAAAUAAAUCAAGGACUUGGGCCAGUGCAGAUACCCUUAUAAGUUGCAUACAAGGUCCCCUUUGGUGUAUGUCCUAGGGACAUCUGUGGUGUAUAUUGAUACCUUAUUGUAUGCCACAUGCUGAGGAUGCACAACUUAAGAGACUAAGGUGUACAGAAGAUGCUGGCUGGGUGAGCAUUCUCAAAUGUGAGGAGUCUCAAAUAUAUGUUCUUAUUUAUGUACACAUUCACAAAAGUACUUAAGAACACAUUCUAGGUACAGAGGAAUCAUGUCAAAAUUAAGAACUUGAGAAUUUUGAAAUCAUGGUAAAAAUAAAACAGGUGGUCAUCUCUUGCUCAGUUUGAACACAAACUCAACUUGUACAACCUGAUCUGCCCCUGCUGUAUGUGACUUUCCUUAGCUGCUGCUUUGCUGGUUCCUUCUCUUGCCUCAGGUCUGGGAAGUGACAGAGUACUGUUCAGGUCACACUUGCUUUGAAAAGCUCUGCAGUUACCAUCUGGCAUUACAACAGAAGUCUGGACCAACCUAAUUUUUAUUCUCUGGUAGGUUCAAUUUUUCUACUUGGAUACACACACACACACACACACACACAUAUAGUGGGGGGAACAGAAUUACCUCACUCUAGAAAUGUAUCUCUCCAGUGAUAUAAAUUAGUGAAUCCAA